Molecule: messenger RNA, 799 nt
Organism: Lactuca virosa
Lineage: Eukaryota; Viridiplantae; Streptophyta; Magnoliopsida; Asterales; Asteraceae
Source: the annotation of a GenBank genome assembly
AUGGCGGUAGCGAAGCUGCUUCUCCCGUCGUCUCUCAAUCUCCCAUCCAAAUUGAAAAUCACCAGAGUAUCUCCCUCUCUUCAUAAUCAACCAUGGAGUUUAAAGAAGAAGAAGCGACGGCAUCCACCUGGGGAUUUCCUCCUCGCUUCACGAGACUGCAACAAUCGCCGUUCAAACCCCUCUGUUUGUGCUUGCAGACGCCGCCGUCUUUGGUCCCUUAUCAAACGCUCUGUUAAAUCCAAGGUUGUGCAAAAGACAUUCGUAGAGGAACUAAAGGAAGGAAAAAAGAAGGAACCUAACCAGAUCGCCGGAGAAAUUCUCUCCUUCUUCACUCGCAACAACUUCUCAGUGCUAGAUAAAGGAGAGACAAUCACGUUCGAAGGCACGAUGGUUCCGAGCAGAGGGCAAGCGGCGCUGCUUACGUUUUGCACCUGUAUCAGCCUCGGAAGUGUGGCUCUCGUGCUUACCAUCACCGUUCCAGACGUCGGCAACAAUUGGUUCGGCCUCAUCGUUUUCAGCCCAUUGGCUGGAGCGUAUUACUGGAAGCGAGCAUCGAGAAAGGAGCAGAUUAAGGUGAAGAUGAUGGUGGCGGAAGACGGGACGCUGUCGGAGAUUGUGGUUCAAGGGGACGAUCAGCAAGUUGAGCAGAUGAGGAAGGAGUUGCAGUUGAGUGAGAAAGGCAUGGUUUACGUUAAAGGCAUCUUUGAGAGAUGAUGAGAUUCCGUAUUUUUGCUAUCUUUUUUAUUCAAACUAAAACUGUAAAACAUUACUUCUAAACACCGGCUUAAUACACAAGAGU